GCCAGCCAUGCCGCAUAGCGCUGAGCGCGCCCACUAAAAAGUCGUCCUCUGCAUCGCUGAAUGCGAGCGAGCCAGCGCCGUCUUCGGUGCACAGGUGCCCCGCGAUCCGGUUUUGCAUCCCGCUAUUACUCCUCCCACUUGCAAAAGAUUCCCUUUCUUCUUCUUCCUGCAUUGUACAUCAUUUUUACUAGUCGCCCGCGAAAAUCUGCGCAACAUGCCGAUGCUCAAGGACCCCUCCACGAAAUACAAGCGGUUUCAGCCAAUCAACCUGCCCAAUCGCCAAUGGCCGUCAAAGACCAUCGAUAAGCCCCCAAGAUGGCUGUCGACCGAUCUGCGCGAUGGUAACCAGAGUUUAGUCGAUCCCAUGGUAAGUACAAUAUCCUGUGCCUUUCUUUUCUUUUCUUUGGAAAGUUGGGAGAGCAUGCUAUCUUGUGUGACACACGAUGGCCCGCUUACACUCGUAUGAUGUUAGAACGGAGAGGAGAAAUGGCGCUACUUCAACAUGCUCGUCCAGAUGGGCUACAAGGAGAUUGAAGUCUCUUUCCCCUCGGCCUCGCAAACCGAUUUCGACUUCACUCGCCGCCUGAUCGAAACCCCCGGAACCGUCCCCGACGACGUCUGGCUGCAAGUGCUGUCGCCGUGCCGCGAGGAUCUCAUCCGCCGCACUGUCGAGUCCCUGCGCGGCGCCAAGAAGGGUCUUAUUCACAUCUACCUUGCUACUAGCGAGUGCUUCCGCCGCGUAGUCUUCAACCACUCUGAGGAGGAGACCAUCGCCCUGGCCACAAAGUGCGCCAAGCUUGUACGCUCUUUGACCAAGGAUGAUCCUACGCAGAGCGGCACCGAGUGGGCGUUUGAAUUCAGCCCUGAAUGCUUCUCUGAUACCAGCACCGACUUCGCUAUCCAAGUUUGUGAAGCCGUCAAGGCCGCCUGGGAGCCGUCAGUGGAGAACCCCAUCAUCUUCAACCUGCCGGCGACGGUGGAGAUGUCGACGCCCAACGUAUACGCCGACCAGAUUGAAUACUUUUGCACAAAUAUCUCGGAGCGCGAAAAGAUCUGCGUGUCCCUGCACCCCCAUAACGACAGAGGCUGCGCUGUUGCCGCUGCUGAGCUGGCCCAGAUGGCUGGCGCCGACAGAGUGGAGGGCUGCCUGUUUGGCAACGGUGAGCGUACCGGCAACGUCGACCUCGUCACCCUCGGCCUGAACCUGUACACCCAGGGCAUCCACCCCAAGAUUGACUUUUCUGACCUUGAGAGUGUCAUCGACACAGUGGAAGUUUGCAACAAGAUCCCCGUACACCAACGUGCGCCGUAUGGUGGCUCCCUGGUGGUGUGUGCCUUCAGUGGCUCGCAUCAGGACGCUAUCAAGAAGGGCUUCCAGAAGCGCGAGGACGAGGGCAAGGCCUACGAGGACCACUGGCAGCUUCCCUACCUGCCUCUGGAUCCCAAGGAUAUCGGCCGAACCUACGAGGCCGUCAUCCGUGUCAACUCGCAGAGUGGCAAGGGUGGUGCCGCCUGGAUUAUCCUGCGCCAUCUCAACCUCGAUCUGCCCCGUGGUCUGCAGAUUGUCUUCUCGUCCAUUGUGCAGAAGAAGGCCGACGAGCUUGGCCGCGAGCUGCUGUCCAACGAAAUCACAGACCUCUUUGAGCAGACCUACUUCCUCAAGUCGAACCCGCGCUUCACCAUCGUCGACUACAACAUUACAGCCGACCGCUCCAAGUCGCCUGCUCCCCCGGCCGAAGGCAAGACGCAAGAUACCAAGGACCUCAAGCGUAUGUUUGAGGGUGUCGUCUCAGUGGACGGCCGUGAGUUCAAGCUCCGCGGCCGCGGUAACGGUCCUAUCUCGUCUCUGGCCAACGCCCUCAAGAGCGUCGGCAUCAGCCUGGACGUCCAAGACUACAAGGAGCACGCUAUCGGUCGCGGUCGCGAUGUCAAGGCUGCUACUUACAUAGAGUGUACUGCGGCAGGCAGCCAGCAAAAGGUUUGGGGUGUUGGUAUCCACGAAGAUGUGGUCCAGAGUUCUCUGAUUGCUCUCCUGAGCGCAGCCAGCAACUUUGCUGCUAGCCGACCUGGUAGCCCAUUCGUCCCUCGCCCUGUGGCUGACGAUGUUCCCGAAAAGCUGGACCUGAACAACGGUCCCAACUAGCGCGGCCCAUCAUUGCGUUAUGAGUCUUAACAUGUGCUGGUGGUGUUGAUGCGUAAUUUAUUUGCUAAUAUUCUACUGUUUUGUGGCGAGUGAGAUGGGCUGGGGAAGUGAGCCUACAAAAAGCAAGAUUUUUGAGAGAGUAUCAGAGAGGAAUUGAUCUGUUGUGACACUUUUAUGCCUAGCUCGUUUGACAUGUAUUAACUUGUUCACUGUAAAGUGUACUAUCUGCCACUGUGAUAUGUAGUGCUUGUAGCUAUAAUCCGAGAUUAAGCACACAGCCCAGGGCUACUCUGUUCACUCGAUUGCCACGCCUGGCACGAGCCUCCGUGCCAGCUACUCGCCACUCGGCGUCAGUGAAGGAGGGUGGUAGAGUUUACAGCUAGGAAUGCGGGCGGAAAGUCAAUCCGCUGCCAUCACCGGCGGGACACACGCGCACUAUUGCUCGCGCCGUUGUCUUGUCUCAGAGACGCCUGGCCAUUGUCAUUUCACAUCAUUUCAGCAAUGACAAGGGCUCUUGUCUGGGGACGGCUGGGAUGAGGAGCGAUGGGGUUCCGGGUUGAGUGCGGGAGAGGCUUGGAAUUGGGGCUUUGUUUAUGAACAAGGGUUGAACUGCCGUUUUAUUUGCGUGUCUUUGACGUUUAGAUUUUAGAUGGAGCGAGUUUUUCGAGUCUGGUGAGGCUACCCGGGACGAGGUAUUGUGAAGACUCUGGCAAUUACUGCUGACAGAUUCUUGGCUAUCAUGUUCAAUUUGGACUGUAAUUUGACAGUAGAUUAUAUUUAGAUGAUUAACAGAUAUAUCAUAUAUAUCCAGUAAUCGAUAUUGGUGUAUGAGGGUUCAAGUUCAAAUGUAAAAACAACGGGACGUAAGUUGCUUGCAUCGUCAUUCACACACUUGGAUAUGUACAACCGGCCAAUCAAUAGCAAACUUACUCGCUCACUAAUCUCACCUAAGGCUCCAUUAUACUAAACAUCUCCAUCUUCUUACAGACAGAAUAAGCAGAAAAUUUUGCCGAAUUUUCUCUCUCGUGUUUUUCUUGCUGCGAAAUUACGGCAUCCGCGCCCCCAGCAUCAACAGCCCAAUUAAAGGGCUCGCAUUUUCCAGGCGGUGUCGCCCCAGCAACGCCCCCCUUUAGAGCCCAGGUAAUUGAAGACAGGCAGACAGUUGACAGCUGAACGCCCUUUGUGUUCCAAUGAGAGACGCGUCUUUUUUCCUUUUCGACGUGCUGUGAAAUUACCUAGCGGUUGGUGUUAAGGGGGUCUCGUAGCGUGUUUAGGUGUCUGUAAAGGGCUUGCAUGAGAAAUCUACAGCGUAGUCGAAACUCUAAAUCUGCGCUGCCCAGCGCUACGCGUGUAAAUGCGUAGAUACCUCUCUGUUGUAUUUACCGCCAGUGUUUUUCCAAGUAUUUUUUUUUGCUUUCGUUUUCCAGGCUAUCCCCUCUUUUUUCGCUGCG
Messenger RNA from [Torrubiella] hemipterigena, 3594 nucleotides. Lineage: Eukaryota; Fungi; Ascomycota; Sordariomycetes; Hypocreales; Clavicipitaceae. The record is from the annotation of a GenBank genome assembly.